Molecule: messenger RNA, 1074 nt
Organism: Hypoxylon fragiforme
Lineage: Eukaryota; Fungi; Ascomycota; Sordariomycetes; Xylariales; Hypoxylaceae
Exons: 2
Coding region: 235-759 (174 amino acids)
Source: RefSeq, a predicted model, not a curated record
CCCCCCCCCCUAGCCACAAAGCCCAACAUAUGAUUCCCCGACUUUAUCGUAAGUUGCUUAGUAUUCUCAAAAGUUGAUCUCUCUCCGCCUAUCGUCUUCCGCCUACGCUUUUCUUCCAUUCGACCUUUUUUAUUUUUUUACGUGGCCGGCCCACACCAUAUAUAUAGUUAUUCGACGCCAAUUCUUUAUUAAUAAUAGCACUGUUCCGACGACGACGACGACGAUAACGCCAAGAUGACUCAAAUCACCCUCCGCCCGCUCUUCAGCCUCCUCGUCCUCCUGCUCUCCCUCUGCGCCUUCGCCGUAGCCGACGCAGCAACACCCGACCUCGCACCGCGACAAGACGCCGGCGCGAGCACCACCACCGCCGCCAUCGCCGCCGCCGCCCCCACCGGCAACCCCAACUCCCCGCUGUGCGUCGACUACGCGCGCGUGGCGAACCUGUCCACCGUCGCCCUGAACAUCACCUACCGCGCCGCCUUCAUGCGCUCCUCGCCCCUGGGCACCUUCGCCGCCCGCAGCAUCAUCGACGCCGAGAAGCCCAAGCUCGCCGGCAUGAUGAUGGACGCCCAGCUCAACGGCGCGUGCGGGAACCUGUCGCAGGCCGCCAUCGACGGCGCCGCUGCCAACCUGACCGCUGGCUUUGUCCUCGGUCUGCCCAUCCAGGAGGCCGUCGGCAUCGAGGUCCUCAGUCCUGUGCUCCCCAUCAUUUCCGUCGCCAUGAUCCUGAUCAUGGGUGGCACGUUCAUCUCGUUAUAAAAGAAAGAAAAGAACCGGUCGUGUCAAGAAAUUAGGGAGUCCGUGAAGAGGAGACGCCGCGCAUGGGUAUUUUGACCUGCGCAAGGGAAUCUCGGUGCAUCAGAUAUGGGCCAUGAUUUGAUGUCAAGAGAAAGAGAGAAAGAUACCUACCUAGCUAGUACGAAGAGAAGCGUCGGAACGCUGUUUUAAUGAACUCGAACUUAUCCUUGAUAUAUGUGCGUGUAUUGAGCUACUCAAACUACUUGAUUGGAAAUAUAAUGCCCGAGACAGUUCCGCCAUUGAAUACAUUGAUUGAAAUUAUGACCGUCUGGUAGG